AUCAGUAUCAUUUGUUGAUCAGUACUCUUCGCGCACUAAACCUUCACAUCUUCCCUGCACUACCUGCAUACUACACAAAUUAAUUUUUCGCCAAGCAGGUUACUGAAUAAACAUGGCGAUCGAGUUCACCAAAGACACUAUAAUCGAAAUCGUUUGCAUUCUAAUUCUACCUCCUGUGGCAGUCUAUUGGCAUACAAAACAGUGUGGAUGCCCAGUAUGCCUCAACGUAGUUCUUUGCUUUUUGUUUUGGAUACCUGCAAUGCUCCAUGCAGCAUAUGUGUGCUUCUUACAGGAUCAGAGCUAGAUAGGCAGAAUCUCUGUAUAUAAAACUGCUUCAGAGUGUUGUUUUUUGUGGCAACCUUGAAGUCAUUACUGUAAUGAUAGAAAUUAUUUUGCUAUAAGUAGUAUAAAGAUUUAAUGUGCAUACCGUACUUACGCA
Messenger RNA from Cylicocyclus nassatus, 439 nucleotides. NCBI's taxonomy places the organism in Eukaryota, Metazoa, Nematoda, Chromadorea, Rhabditida, Strongylidae. The record is from the annotation of a GenBank genome assembly.